ACUAGACAAAUAAUAAAAGCUAAACAAAUAUGAAGAAACAAAGAGAAAUAUAAAUCUAGGGUUCAAAUUGUUCUACCUGAACCCCCAAAAAUUCCUAAUUUCCCUCCCUUUGCACAACAAUUCCCUCAAGAACCCCCACUUUCCCCUCUUUAUUGUUACCUACUUUCGUCCCAAAAUUUCACAUCAAAUCUUCAUUUCAAUUCAUCCUCAUUAACGAGCUGACAAUUCCUUGUUUUCGACGGGUCCUUUUGGUGUUUUGUUUAGUGGAGGGCUGAUGAUAUUUACGGGGGAUUAAUCCGAGGGGAAAAUUAGGUUAUAGAAGCUGGUUUUGCAUAUGUUAUUGUUAUUGUUUUGACUGGAUUUCAUGUACGGUGGUGGAAAUAUGGAGUCGGAAAGCACGAGUAUGGUCAAAUGUUGUGAUUGCGGUUGUAGCAAUCAUGAUCCUGGAAACGGAUCUUAUUCCGGCACUACAUGGUUACGAUCCGUGAAACGAAAAGUCGACGGGUCUGAAGAAGAUGGUGAUAAGUUCGUCAUACCUGGUCUUGUAAUCCCGUCUGUAGCGCGUGUGGAGAUUGAAAACGAGUGUAAUGCGUUGCGUGAAAUGGUUAGCAACCAACAACUCACGAUUCAAGAUCUUAUUUCCGAUUUAGAAGAAGAAAGGUACGCGUCAUCGUCUGCCGCAAACGAAGCCAUGUCGAUGAUCUUGAAGUUACAGCGUGAAAAGGCUGAAGUUCAAAUGGAAGCGCGGCAGUUUAAACGGUUUUCCGAAGAGAAAAUGGCGCAUGAUCAACAAGAGUUGAUGGCGUUAGAGGAUUUGUUGUACCGACGGGAGCAAUCGAUACAAUCGUUGACUUGUGAAGUGCAAGCGUAUAAACACCGAAUGAUUAGUUACGGGCUCACUGAAUCAGAAGCAGACGGUGAGCAAAAUUUCAUGACCCGUGAGAAUAGUAUUGCUAAAAAUUUAGAAAGCCAAUUCGAUUUCGCGUCGUACGACUACCCUCCGUUGAAAUGCAACAACUUGAACGAAAAUCGUGCGUACCCGGAUAACGAUAACGAAACAGUUGAUAUAGAAAAGUACGCGUUUGGUGAAACUCCACAUUCUUUAAAAGAUAUAGAAGAAAGAAUUAACGAGUUGGAAAGUCAAAGAAGUCCUGGUCAAAGUCAACCGGUUUUUGAAAAGGUUAUCGUUGGUUAUUCACCGAUGAAGAAACACUCGAGGCGAUCUUCUAGUGAUAGCGGUGGCUCGUAUUUCGCAAACGUGAAAGAAGAAUUGGUACCGGAUUUGAAUCCGGUUCUAAACGAUUUUCCGAGUUUUAAAAAAGUGGAACCCGUAACAGAAUUUGGAGAUGAAAAUUAUGAAAUGAGUGAUAGGAUUUAUACAAUCGACUCUAUACAUAAUGUGAACGAUUAUCAAAAGGCUAAUAUUGGUACUUAUGAUGAUUUUAUGAGCAGUCCUAAAGAAUCAUCUUCGCGUAAUGGAAUUGAAGAUCCGGAAGUUAAGAAACUAUACGCGAGACUUCAUGCACUUGAGGCGGAUCGGGAAUCUAUGCGGCAAGCGCUUAUUUCGAUGCGGACCGAUAAGGCGCAACUGGUAUUAUUGAAGGAAAUCGCUCAACAAUUGUGUAAAGAAAUGCCAGCAUCAAACAAAGCUCAUGCUAAGAAACCGUAUAAUGGGGUGGGCUCGUCUUUCUUUUCGGUGUUCAAGUGGAUCGCAUCAUUCGGUUUCUUGGGAAGGAAAGAACAACGAAACAAGCACAUUUUUAUUGCAUUGGCGAGCAGUGCGGGCUUGCUUAUGCUUCUCGACAAAAGACCUCAAAUAGGGCAAUGGAGAUGCCUUUCAAGUACAAGUUUGAAAAAGUGACGUUACAAGUUACAACUCUCCAUAUCCAUUUCAACAGAUUUUUAAUUUUUAUUUCUUCAAAUUAGUAUUCACAUAUAUUUCUUGACAUCGUGCCUUCGGGUGUCGUGUCUGGUUAGCUUGUGAAGCAUUAUCAUUCAUAAUGUUGCAAGUGUGGAUAUGGAGAUAACUGUUCCAUCUGCUCCUGUAUAUUGCUUGCAUUGCAGAACUACAAAUUCUAGUAUGAUUAUUCUGCAAGUGUUACCGAUGUGAGAUUUUGUUCACCGACAAUUUACCUUUCUAGUUUUUUUUCAUUUGUUUAAUGAAAUUAUGUAUAUAGUAUAUUUUUUGUGGAAUCAUUUUUCUGUUUGAUCA
Molecule: messenger RNA, 2212 nt
Organism: Helianthus annuus (common sunflower)
Lineage: Eukaryota; Viridiplantae; Streptophyta; Magnoliopsida; Asterales; Asteraceae
Product: myosin-binding protein 7
Exons: 4
Coding region: 365-1861 (498 amino acids)
Source: RefSeq, a predicted model, not a curated record